GUCCAUAUAUGGUGUGUCGUCGGGGCGCAGUGGAUUGUGGGUAGGUUUUCGGAUCGGCCAUAACUGUCUUUCCCAGCGACUGAAGGAGAGAAGCGGAGUCAUGACGGGGUUCAGAGGUUUCACUCAUCUCUCCAGACGCUGUUAUGCCGCUGCCGCCAGGAGGAGCGAGGCAUUGACUGAACCUCUGGUCGCCCGAAAUCUCGCAGCAGCGCCGUCCCUCCCUCCCCAGGACGUCCAGGUGUCCAAGCUUCCCAGCGGUCUUCUCAUCGCCUCUCUGGAGAACUACUCUCCGGUCUCUAAAAUCGGUGUGUUUGUGAAAGCCGGCAGCCGCUACGAGACUGCAGAAAACCUGGGCGUCACUCACAUCCUGAGAUUAGCGGGAAAUCUGACCACUAAAGGUGCUUCGGCGUUCAGGAUCUGUCGGGGUCUGGAGGCGGUGGGCGCCAGUUUGAGUGUGACUUCAUCGAGGGAACACAUGGUCUAUUCUCUGGACUAUCUAAGGGAUGAUUUUGACGGCGUCAUAGAGUACCUGAUCAAUGUGACCACCGCUCCUGACUUCAGACCCUGGGAGCUGUCUGACCUCUCGCAGAGGGUCAAGAUAGACAAGGCCGUGGCGGACCAGAGCCCGCAGAUAGGUGUUCUGGAGAAGCUGCACGAAGCUGCGUAUAAGAACUCUUUAUCCAACUCUCUGUACUGUUCAGACCACAUGGUGGGGAAGUUUAGUGUUGAUCAUCUGCAACAGUUCUUCUCCAAUAAUUACACCAGCGGUAGAAUGGCCCUCGUUGGAUUAGGCGUCAGUCAUGCUGCUCUGAAGAAGGUGGGCGAGCGGUUCAGUGUCCGUACAGGGACUGGUGCGGCGGGGGCUAAAGCCGUUUACCGCGGCGGUGAGCUGCGCGUGCAGAGCGGUGGAUCUCUGGUUCAUGCCCUGCUGGCGUGCGAAGGAGCCGCGGUGGGCUCGGCGGAGGCCGACGCCUUCAGCGUGCUGCAGAGGCUUCUGGGAGCAGGGCCGCAUGUCAAGAGAGGAUCCAACAUCACCAGCAAACUCAGCCAGGGCAUCGGCAAAGCCACCGCACAGCCCUUUGACGCCACGGCUUUCAGUGCUGCUUACUCGGACUCCGGCCUCUUCGGUGUGUACGCCAUCUCGCAAGCGGACUCGGCCCGCGAGGUGAUCGGUGCAGCCGUGGCACAGGUGACGGCUGUAGCUGAGGGAAGACUCACUGCAGAAGACCUCACCAGAGCCAAGAGCCAGCUGAAGACCGAUUAUCUGAUGUCUUUGGAGAGCUCAGAAGGUCUGCUGGAGGAGCUGGGGGUUCAGGUUUUGAGCAGCGGCGCGUACAGCUCACCGCAGUCUGUGACGGAGAACAUCGACUCGGUGACCUCCGGCGACGUUGUCAACGCUGCAAAGAAGUUCGUAGAGAGCAAGAAGACCAUGUCGUGUUGUGGACACCUGGCAAACACACCAUUUGUUGAUGAACUGUGAGAGAGAGUCCCAGUCUGCACACAUUGUGCAGCUGCUUAUCUGAGCGUAAAAACGUUAUUAAACUUGUACGAAUCCCUGAUUGCCGCUGACAGUUGUUGUUUUGUUUUGGUCGGUUCAUCGUGAAAGCCAAUCUUUAAUAAAGCUGCACUGGGAGCAGAGGGAUCAGUUUCGUCCAUUUCACUGUAUAUCCGAUGUGCUUUCAUUAAAACAAAUCUAACGGUGA
Messenger RNA from Puntigrus tetrazona (Sumatra barb), 1703 nucleotides. RefSeq names its product cytochrome b-c1 complex subunit 2, mitochondrial. Gene Ontology annotation, molecular function: metal ion binding. Bases 101 to 1480 code for a protein of 459 amino acids. The record is from RefSeq and is a predicted model, not a curated record. The transcript is spliced from 14 exons. Lineage: Eukaryota; Metazoa; Chordata; Actinopteri; Cypriniformes; Cyprinidae. Gene Ontology annotation, cellular component: mitochondrion.